Messenger RNA from Papaver somniferum (opium poppy), 1570 nucleotides. Its product is annotated as auxin-responsive protein IAA12-like. NCBI's taxonomy places the organism in Eukaryota, Viridiplantae, Streptophyta, Magnoliopsida, Ranunculales, Papaveraceae. The record is from RefSeq and is a predicted model, not a curated record. Gene Ontology annotation, cellular component: nucleus. Gene Ontology annotation, molecular function: protein binding. The coding region runs from base 264 to 1226 and encodes 320 amino acids. The transcript is spliced from 5 exons. Gene Ontology annotation, biological process: regulation of DNA-templated transcription.
AGGGUCAGAAGGUUGCCUGGGUGGGAAGCAGCACUAAACAUAUUGGUCCCACUUCCAUCACUAUCUCCACCACCACCACCCUCAUCAUCAUCUGAUUCAUCUCUCUGGUCUCGUCUAUGCACACCUACUUCUUCUGAUUUACUUCUCUUUCCCUCUUUAAUUUCUUUGUUGUAUACCAUUUACUGCUACAACUCUUUCAUCAGUCGUCACAAGUCAAAUACAUUAAACAUCUCUCCCUAACUCAAACUAUCGAGUAUUGUAAUAUGGAAGGUGGUUUGGGUCUAAUAGGUGGUGGUGGUGGAGGAGGAGGAAUUUCAUCAGGAGGUUCAACAAAUGGGUCGGUGUCAACGGUUACAAAAGCUGUAGAACAAGAUUAUUCCUUUAUGGGUUCAUCAACAGAGGUUUGUUCGUCGUAUCAAUCAAAUCCACAAACUGAAGCCGAACUUGAAUUAGGUCUUGGGUUAAGUCUUGGUGGUGGUAUUGUAAGUAAGUCUAUAACUACUUGUUCGAAGAAAGAACAUGGAGGAAGGAUUUUGAGUGUUGAAGAUUUGGGUUCUAUUGGUUCUGCAGCUUCUUCUUUCUCCUCUUCUGGUAGAGGUAGUUGUAGUAAUAACAAUGGUUCUUCUGCUGCUGUUGCUGGUACAAAAAGAACUGCUGACUCUGUUCCAGAACCAGCAACUAAUACUGCUGCCAGUCAGGUUGUAGGAUGGCCACCUAUUAGGGCAUAUAGGAUGAACAGUUUAGUAAACCAAGUGAAAGUUUCAUCUAAAGGAGAUAACAACUUAAAGAAGAAGGUAACUACCAUAAACUGCAGCAGCAACGAUGACAAAAACAAUACUAUUGUUAAGGAGAACGGGCGCAAUUUGUGGUUUGUCAAGGUUAAUAUGGACGGAGAACGAAUUGGAAGGAAGGUGGAUCUGAAUGCGCAUACCUGCUAUGAUACACUUGCUCAAGCUUUGGAGGAAAUGUUUCACAAACCAACAAUUGCUAAUUUCAUCCGUUCAAAUGGAGAGAAGGAAUUUUCCUCCAAACUCUUGGAUGGAUCGAGUGAUUUUGUCCUAACAUAUGAAGACAGAGAAGGAGACUGGAUGCUUGUUGGAGAUGUUCCAUGGGGGAUGUUUCUUAACACCGCAAAGAGGCUCAGAAUCAUGAGGACAUCAGAGAUGAAUGGACUAGAAGCUCCAAGAUUUGAAUAUCCUGAGAAACAAAUGAAGAAGCCUAUAUAGUCUACUUGCACGAGAACUCGGGUAAGAUGAAUAAAACCUAAACCAAAGAAAGAAAAAGAUAUAUAGAAACUCAAGAUGCAGAGCUUUUUGACUAGUAAAGAUCAGUCUGUCACUGCCUAUAUUCUGGCCUUUUUAGCGGAUAUAACCCAUGCUUUGGGAAUCCAGUGUUGUUUUUUUUUUGGUUCUGAGUCAUACAUGUUUUGGUUGUUCUGGUUUUUUGAUCAUCUAGGGUCAUAUAUACAUGCAUACUUAAACUGAAAAACUGCUUUGGCAUACUGUAAAUACGAGUGCUUUAUUGCUAGUUAGCUAUUUGAGUUUGUUCUUACCUUGCUUUGUUUCCUUGG